This is a messenger RNA of Spinacia oleracea (spinach), 705 nucleotides long. RefSeq lists its product as uncharacterized. The transcript has a single exon. NCBI's taxonomy places the organism in Eukaryota, Viridiplantae, Streptophyta, Magnoliopsida, Caryophyllales, Amaranthaceae. Bases 1 to 705 code for a protein of 234 amino acids. The record is from RefSeq and is a predicted model, not a curated record.
AUGACUGACAUCUUAGCUACUCCUUUGUCCAUUGUUUCGAAAGAUGAGGAUUAUAUUAGAUGGAAAGAAUCAAAAGAUGGUAAAUUUAUUAUCAAAACUUCUUAUUCUCUUCUUCUUAAGUCAGAAUGUGCUGAUAUUUAUCAAUCUAGUACUGUUUCUUGGAAAUUAAUGUGGAAAAUUCGUGCUCCUUUUAAGUAUAGAAUGUUAAUGUGGAAUUGUGUGCAUGAAAUAUUGCCAGUUGCUGCAUCUUUAUCUCAGUACAUUGAUACUAUUUAUGCCCAAUGCUCAAGAUGUUCUUCUGCCCCAGAAACUCAUUUACAUUUAUUUCGGGAUUGUUGGGAAUCAAGUAUAUUAUGGAGUUAUAUUUUCAAGCGUGUUAAGAAUGCUAAAGAGGUUCACUUAAAUUCCUUCUUCCGUCUGGACUGGACUGGGUGGAUAAAUUAUAACCUUUCUUUAAGCAUGGAUUGGAAAGUAGUUUUUAUAGUGGCAAUUUGGCACAUUUGGAAAGCACGAAAUAGAGAAGUCUUUGAUUUGAAAAUGAUCAAGCCAUUCUCAGUGUAUAAUACAUUCUAUGUAAACUAUAUGGAUACUAACACAAUCAUGCAGGCAAAAGCUGCAGGUAACUGGUUGCAGAAGAGUCCAACCUGGAAGCCACCAGCAGCUUGGUUUAUUGAUGGCAGUUGGAAGGAGAGGGAUGAAGCAUGA